ACCAAGAUUUAAGGUGACAGAGAAACAAUGAAUUAUAGUCUUAACCCGUACAAGUAAGUAGCAUGUUUGGGUUUUUUUGUUUGACCACUAAACAGCCCUGCCACAACCUGAUAGCUGAUCUAUUUAUAACCUGCUCCAAGUACUUUGCUUGGUCAGAAAGGACAAGCAUUGAGUCUGAGCUGUGUGUAUCACAGAUAUCUCUUUGUGUGUCCCACAAAGUCUUUUAUCAACUUCAACUGAAGUGUUUCUUCUUGUUUUUUUCCUCCAGGAGUUUUUACAUGGAUACCACCCUGAAGUUUGAGCCUUGAAUUCUUUGGGGAUUUGAAGGCAGAGAAGUUUUAUACUGUGGCUGAUUCAUUUAUCUUGGAUUUUACGCUUUUUUUAUUUGUGAACCAUUGCAGUGGACAAUGACUUCCAGAAGGCCAAUGACUCGCUCUUAUUCUGGCAAUGGGAGGACAAGCAGCUUCAGCGAAGAGGAGGGCAACGGUUCCAAUGGCCGUUCAGAAGGUCGCAGUACCAGUUACCUCUCCAAUGUUAGGCCUGAAAACAGGAGCACAUUGUGCAGCGUCAUGGCUCAGCUGACCGAGGACAUACAGCCAUCCUUUGACACCACCGUGAAAUCCAAGGCAGUGUCGGAAAACUGCAACGUGAAGUUCACCUGUGUGGUGUCAGGUCACCCAGCUCCAGAACUGAAGUGGUAUAAAGAUGAUAUGGAGAUGGACCGGUACUGUGGACUCCCAAAAUAUGAAAUUCGACGGAAUGGAAAAAAUCACACCCUUCAUAUUUACAACUGCACAUUGGACGAUGCAGCCAUCUAUCAGGUGUCAGCCAGCAACAGUAAAGGCAUUGUCUCCUGCUCGGGAGUUCUGGAGGUUGGCACCAUGAGCGAGUUCAUGAUCCACCAGCGUUUCUUUGCCAAGCUGAAGCAGAAAGCAGAGAAGAAGAAGAAAGAUUUGGAUGAUCAUUCCAAAAAGGAUGAUAAAGAAAAGAAAACAAACAGCCCAGAGCGUCCUCCAAGGAAGCGGCACAUCCCGCCACCACCACCGACACAGGAUGAGCCUGAUGCCGGGGAAAAAAUUGGAGCCGUUGCAGAACCUAACGGUGUUACCUUGGAAGAAAAUGACACGGAACCUGUCACAUCCGUAGACAGCGGCCUGGAGAAGGAGGACGCCUUGGCUAAAAAGAAAAUAAAGAUCUCAAAUGGUGUAGAUGUUGGCGUUAGCAGCAACAGUAGCAGUAACAGCAGCAGAAGCCAUAUGAUGGGGAAUGGAGGUGAAAACGGUUACGAUGGAGGAAUCGGUUUGGCCCAGUUUUUGGCAGAGGCACUCCAGUCUCAGGCUGCUGAGGAGAAACAGAACUCAUCCUGUGGGGAGAAACCUAAAGAGAUGAAUGUGAAUGAUGGCAAAGAGAAAGAGAGGAUGCAAAAUGAGCGGGAGGAACAAGGGAAAGCUCUGGAGGAAGAGUAUGAGAAAAGAAAAGAAGAGGGCUUGGCUGCAGAAAGAGAGAAUGAAAGAAAACGGUCGUCAGAGAUGUUGCACACAACAGGCCACGGUAAGCAUCACAACAAGGCUCAUAAGGAUCAUGACCAUCACCACAUCCAGGCCUCCCUCUCCUCGAUGCUCCACACCGUCAAAGACUUCUUCUUUGGUAAGAAUAAGAAAGACUCUCAUGAUCGCACUGAGAACAAGGAGAACGAGUUUGACCACGACUCACUUCAGCCUCUUCAACCGGAAAUGCCGCUGUCAUUUAAGCAUCACCGGGAAUCUUAUCCAGACGUAUACAAACCUUCCAGAGAGGAUGUUGUUCCCAUGGAAACAGAUCAUCCACAGGAGCCUUCAGAAGGUGUGGAUAUAGUUCAACAAUCGCACGAACACAAGAGUGAAGACGGUUUUCUGCACACGGACCUUCCACCAGAUCGUAAACCGCAACCUGAGCGCGCAGAAGAGUUCCCAGGUCAGAGUGUCAAGGUCGCUGUUGAGCUAGCAGAGGCCAUGGAUCUGUCAGAGGCGACCGGGAGCAGCAGGCCAAGUGGAGACAUGUCAUUGUCCGAGCCUCAAGUUCUCACCGAGAUGGAACAAAAAGAUUCUCAGGAAGCCUCGGUCAUCACAGAGGUUCCAGUGAAUCAGCGAGAACCAGAAUGUCUAAUAGAUUCACCUCAGCCCAAUCAACAGACUUCAAGAGACGAAUCUUCAUGCAGAGAAGAUAUAUCUGCCUCUCAAAAACAGACCACAGCCCCACAUGAAGAAGAACACCCCCCUGCAUCCCUUAUCGCUUUGUUUGAAGAUAGCUGGAUUCCCCCUAACAGUGUUAUCUCGGUGACAGACAGCAGCAGCCUUGGACGAGCAACCCAAGAGGAGCAGCUGAAUAUCGAUUCAAUGGGCGAGGACACAGAGGAAGAACCUUGCUCCUCCAAUAAGUUGUGUGAGGAAGAGAAAGCUGAAGUGAAAUUGCCGUGCUCAGAUAUAAAGAGAUCUGAGGCUACUGAAUUAACAGCAAAUUCAGUGGAAGAGAGAGUAGAGCCGUGUGAGUACAGCACACCAGAUCAGGUGCUUUCACCUCUGCCUGCGGUGGCCUCGUGCGCUGCAGAGGAAGAUUGUGUAAAAGAAGAGACAGAAUGUACCUCACCCAUUCAGGAAAUGAAUGUGGGAUUUCCGGCUGCCGCAGCCCAAGAGGGUUUGAGGGAGGUUGACCUAAAAUUGCAGCACGAAUGCUCUCCUUCUGCAAGAGAGGAGAGUGCACAAGGCCACAAUCUCAGUGCAGCGCAGAGUUCAAGCUCAGGUUUUAGGGGCAGUGAAGAAAGAAAUGACUUGAAAGAGGCAUUGAAUUGUGCUUUAGAGAACAGUUUAGAGGGUACGUUGCGUAACAAUGUGAACACACAAGAGCGGGUGAUUUUAGAAGGUGAGAACACUGAAGCGAGAGAUGAGCGUUUCCAGUUUAAAGAGACGCAGAAGAAAGUAGAAGAGACGGAUGAAUCAAAAACACUUUCAGUAGCAGAAACCGAGGGAAGUGAGGUUGAGGUUUCGGAGGAACGUGGUGAAAUUACACAUCAAGAAGGUAGCGAGAGACAGCUGGGUUGGCCCUCAAUCAAUAUUCCAACAAUCCAAAUAUCUACUAUUGAAGACACUGCAGAUAUUCAACCAACUGUGCCAGAUGUAAACCAACAUAAACAUUUUAUAAUCCCAAAAAUUGAAAUAAUGGAGCCUGAGCUCAAAGAUAGCACUGUCCUGGAAUUGAAUAAGCCAGAAUCAGAUCUGGAAAUGUUGCAAAACCAUGAUGCAACUCAUAUGUCAGAGGUGAUAAUCCAAGACAUGAGCGUGACUGAUUCUCCAGGCUCGCUGCCCACGCAGAAAAGUAUGCAGAGUAAUAAUUCACCGACAGAGAAAGUAAAGGAAGUUGCACAAUUACAGGAUGAGACUAAGAUAUUAGAGCAGGGGCAUCCGCACAAGCAAAGCAGUGAACAGCUCCCUCAGAUGGAGAAUGCAUUAAUUCCUGUUAUAAAUGUGUCAUGCACUGAUGACAAGGAGGAUCAUGCAUUUGUAAAUGCCAACGUUUCGCAUGCACUGGAGCCUUUCGAAACUCCAACGGUGCCUUUGUUUGUGGUGCCACCGAUCUCUGUCACUUGUCAUGAAAGGGAUCCAGGCCUCGGCCUGCCCACACACAGUGAGUGGACAGAAACCGAAACGUCAGAUGCCACCCAAAGGGAAACAAAGCACAAUGGGGUCAAUGACUUGAGGACAAAGCCGGAAAAAGGUCUGAGUAGAAAACAGACUGAAGAAGUGGCAGAGAAGAUUAUAAAAGAGAACACCCCCUCUUUGCAAUGUGAAGCUCUAACACCAAAGGCUGGGGACAAUGUGCCAUUGUCCAAAAAGACAACAGAAGACAAUACUGUUCCUGAAAUAAAGAUAAAACCUGUUAAAGAGCCCAAAAUAGAGAAUUCAGUGUCUGAGGAAGUGCAGCGAAGCAGACCUUCUGUUGACAGACUCAGCUCCAAACCUCCAGCACAUCCAUCACUGAGUCCAGCCAGUCUGCGCAAAUUCAUGUCCAAAGCUGUUCCGGACUCAGACAGUGAGACAGGGACGGCUGUCCCUGUCAUCACUAUGGGGGAUCGUCAGAGUGACAAGGCAGACGAAGAUCUCAGUGGAGGCUCCACGCCGACUACGUCCCUCUCCUGUGAAAAUAGUCCCCGGAUGAAACGAAGAGACAGCCUGUCCCUUAUACGCUCUGCCACGCCUGAGGAGCUGGCCUCCGGCGCUCGCCGCAAAAUCUUCAUCCUAAAGCCUAAAGAGGAUGGAGAAGGAGCAGUGGUUGGUGCGCUGGACACUCAAGGCAAGAAGGAGACCCCCUACAUGUCACCCAGCCAGGCUCGCAGGGCAGCGUUAUUACAAGCUCCCAAAGGACAGAAUACACCCCCAAUGGAGAGGCGCUCUCCGCUGCUGAACCGCAGGAAGGCCACGCUGGAGGUUCCAAAGGUCAUGGACGAGACUCCCAAAGAGGAAUCAGUCCCAAAGAAAGAGGAAAAACCAGCUGAAAAGAAGCUAGACCCAUUGAAAGCUCCACAGGUGAUUCGAAAGAUCAGGGGUGAGCCGUUCCCAGACGCCUCUGGACAUCUGAAGCUGUGGUGUCAGUUCUUCAACGUACUCAGUGACUCCGUCAUCAAGUGGUACAGAGAAGACGAAGAGAUACUGGAGGUGAAGAGAAGCGGAGGCGAUGAAAGCCAAGUGGCACUGGCUAUUGUGCUGGCAUCCAACCAAGACUGUGGGGUAUAUGGCUGCACUAUAAAUAAUGAAUACGGGACUGACACCACUGACUUCCUGCUCAGCGUAGACGUUCUCUCAGAUAUUCUGCUAAAAGAUGAUUUGGAAGUGGGAGAGGAGAUCGAGAUGACGCCACUGCUGUUCACCAAAGGCCUGGUGGACUGCGGGAGCUGGGGCGACAAGUACUUUGGCCGCAUCAUGACCGAAACGGUGCACCUCGGAGAGGGCUUCGCUCGGAAAGCCAGUAAAGUGAGGGUCAUCUACGGCCUCGAUCCCGUCUUUGACUCCGGAAGCAACUGUAUUAUCAAAAUUAAAAACCCCAUCGCAUACGGGACUAAACAAGAGAGCAACCUCGCUGAGAGGAACCUAGAGAUCACUAAGCAAGAAUGCAAAGUCCAAAACAUGAUACGAGAAUACUGUAAAAUCUUUACGGCAGAGGCGAGAGUUAAUGAGAACUUUGGCUUUUCACUAGAAGUGAUCCCUCAGUAUCUCAUGUACCGGCCUGCAAACUCUGUGCCGUACGCCACAGUGGAGACCAACCUUGAAGGAGUCUUUCAAAAGUAUUGUAUGAUGGAUCCUAAAGGCCAGCUGAUCACACACACCGUUUCUGAGAUGGAGCAGAAAUGCAGCUCCUUCCAGCACUGGAUCCAUCAGUGGACACACGGCAAUCUGCUCAUCACUCGACUGGAAGGUGUCGAAACAAAGCUAACAAAUGUUAGAGUUGUGACCAAGUCAAAAGGAUACCAGGGAUUAACAGAGUGUGGCUCUCCUGAAGUGUUCGACCAGUUCCUGACACAGCACCAGUGUAACUACUAUUGUGGACUUCUCUGCCUGUGCUCCCUGAAGCCUAUGGAUAGUCUGCAGCAGUCCACCAAGAUAAAGGGGUCCCGGAGCCCCCUCCUCAACCGCAAGCUAGGCUCAGGCAGCCCGCAACUGCAGCGUAAAGGACACAGCCCUCAGGUGUCGAGAAAGGCCAACUCCAGCCCCAAAGUGACCAGAAAAGUUCAGGAGACAGAGGACAAUAAAUCAGACACCAAAACAAAACCAGCAGAAACUGCUGAUGCUCUUGAAAUUCAAUAGGAAUACGUUUUUUUUUUCAAGCAAUGUUUAACUGCUUUUAAUGGUUACCUUUAACCUCUUUCUUUCCAACUACCAAAGCCAGCACGGACACGAAGAGUAAGAGUUGUGAGAAAAACACAGUUUUGUUGGCUUGACUUGUCAAAAAAACAACUUACUGUGAUUUCUCAGUUUACAUCACUACUAUGAAACAUCACUUUUUUAGUUAACUUAACUCAGUUAACUUUCUCAGCUACUCAGUUAACUUAUAUCCUCCAAUAUAGUUUAAAGGUUUAUGAGAAUAUGUGGAGUGAUAUAAGCACAAGGUCUUUUGACCUUUUGGCUCAAAAGGUGCCAGCCCAGCAAGUUUUUUACUGUAAGAGAAGGAAAAACACCACAUUCAAACACCUGCCUCAGAGUCUUAUCAGCUCUGUGAAUGGACAAACAGAUUAAUCGGCUUCAGAUGUAUCGUAUCAUAUCUGCAAGUCGCUCGUCUUUUUUCGUGUGCAAUUGAAAAGACUGUGGAGUAUAAAAUAUACACGACCACAACCAUAGAAGUGAUUGAGGUAAUGUAUCCGUAUGAAACACUACAUGUCCAUCUAUGAUGUACAGUACAUGUGUCGGGUAUAAGGUUAUUUUGGAGAUGUUAUUUAUGCUUACAAGUAGAACUGAACUACAUGCAGCAUUUCUUCACAGAGCAAAGUUGAGCUUAUGCUGUGGAAUUACACUUUGGGGUCUAAGAUGCUUGUGUGCACUUUGUUUUGUGGCAUUUUUUCAAUUUGAGUAGUUUUUGAGUACUUUAUAUAUUUAUUAUAGAGGUUGUCUGUAUCUUUAAUCCACCCUUUUACAGUAUUUCAGAAUAUAUGCUGGAGAAUGUCAAAGUAGCAUAAGGGGCUUCCCAUUGAACUCUUUAACUACGGCAUGCUCAUUGUGCUGAUUGACAUGCAAACAUGUGAGUGUGUUUCCGGCAGUUGGUAAGUCUGCGCACAGAGGUCCACACAGCUAUUGGAAACUGUACUAUGGACUGUGCGAUAAGGUUACUGAGAGAGUAGACUCUGUCUGCUGCCUCACUGAUCACUUGCUAAGGCUCGCUGCAUGAAAUCACAAUAAUCACCCUUAUGCUGAACAACAGACCAGUAGGUUUUGCUUUUGUAGUGUGGUCAACAAUUACCAUAAAUAAAAACAAUCUCAUACGUUUGCACAGAUAUCCACAGUUAAAUUGCAAAAGACGCAGUUUACAAGAAGACACCUCUUCCCUUUGACGAGAAAUCUAGAGGAAUGUCUACCAUUGAUUCUUGGUUAAUGAUCAACAGUGGAGUCCAGAUGUCCGCCCUUAAAGUUCUGCUGUUUUCAUGUAAUUGCAUGACUCCUUAUGAAUGAAAGGAAACACAAUUUUAGGAGAAAUAUUUGAAAUGGAAUCCUUACAUUUGAUAAAAUUAGUCAGCUGAUGAUGUUACGGUGUGGUGUCAUGCAAACACAUUGUCGUAUUGUGUUUACGUGUACAUAAAGUCGGAGGACGACAUAUCUAAAGUAAUGUGAAGCAAAGCAGUAAGUGUGUGAGGGAGAGUGUGAAUGAGUGAAUAAAUGUGUGUUUACAAUGUGUGCUGUCUUUGGUAUGGAAGACCAUGUCAGCUAAUGUUUUUAUAAAUAAAUAAAUGAAUACAACAUGA
Hippoglossus stenolepis (Pacific halibut) is the source of this 7480-nucleotide messenger RNA. It is a transcript of the gene alpk3a, whose product is annotated as alpha-kinase 3a. NCBI's taxonomy places the organism in Eukaryota, Metazoa, Chordata, Actinopteri, Pleuronectiformes, Pleuronectidae. Gene Ontology annotation, molecular function: protein serine/threonine kinase activity; ATP binding. Gene Ontology annotation, cellular component: nucleus. Gene Ontology annotation, biological process: cardiac muscle cell development; protein phosphorylation. Bases 408 to 5834 code for a protein of 1808 amino acids. The record is from RefSeq and is a predicted model, not a curated record. The transcript has 13 exons.